Messenger RNA from Notodromas monacha, 2152 nucleotides. The record is from the annotation of a GenBank genome assembly. Lineage: Eukaryota; Metazoa; Arthropoda; Ostracoda; Podocopida; Cyprididae.
CGUUUUCCAUUGAUGCUGUGCAACAAUGCGAAUGAAACUUGUGAAACUCUGCUCAUUUUCUUGUGAAUUAUUAUUAGUAUCUCUUCUGAUCCUUGCGCGGUUUCAUCUGCACGCAAUUCGAAAUCCUGUUCUCAUUGAACACGUUGUGCGCUAGUUGUAGGAAGAAAUGGCUUCUGGUGAUUCAAAAAUUGCUCCCGGCGAUGUGGUUUGCACCAGUUUCAAUGGAUUUGUAACCGUAUUCAACACACAUUUGGAUGCAUCUGGGACGCGUGAAACGUUCAGGAAGGAAUUGAGCGAGGCGCCGGAUUUGCUCAAAGCAUAUCGUCGCGUCAAAGACAUCCCGGUUGUGCCAAAAAUUAAGGUUCUUCCGUCAACUUUCACCAAAGAUUCGUCAAGGGCGGAGCAAUUGAAAUCCGACGGCGAAGCGGCUUUGAAAAUGGAGGACUUCAAACUGGCGUUGGUCAAAUUCAAUGGGGCCGUUCUGCACGCGAAAAGCAACGUCGUUUUAGCAGAUAUUUACUUGCGUAGAGCGAAGACCUUGUUUUGCAUGAAAGAUUACCUGGGUUGCCUGGAGAAUAUUUCUAUGUCUUCGAAUAUCAAUCCAGAACUUUCUGGACGGGAAGACUUGAUGAAAAUGAGGGAGGACGCUUCUAAAUUCUUACAAGAAGAUGGCAUUCAAGACCCACCAUCAAGCCACGUGGCAUUGUAUGAAGGAGGAGGUGAAUCAACAACCUGUGCUUUGUCAAGUAAAGUUGAAGUCGAGUAUUCAGAAACGAAAGGGCAUCAUAUGCUGGUUCGGUCACCGAUUGACGUAGGUGAAAACCUAGGGGAUGAGUCCCCAACAGCCGCGAUUUUAUAUCCAAGAUUUUGGGAAGAUCAUUGCCAACAUUGCAUGAAAUGGGCCAAAACUCCCACUCCGUGUUCAGAAUGCGCAGCCGUUGCUUAUUGUAGCCAAGGUUGUUUGAACAUGGACCAAGCCAAGCAUUCCCUCGAAUGUGCCGUGAUGUAUAAUCUUCUUGGGAACGAAGUCGGAGAUGCCUUGAUCCAUCUGGGUUUCCGGAUUAUGAGAGAUGUGCCUGUGCAACUGUUGAUGGAUAACGCAUCUCUCUUUGAAAAUCUUGGUUCUCGAUUGCGUGAAAGUAACACGGAUCCGAAAAUCCAUCGUCUUCUUUGCUUGAGUGUUUUGAAGUCUAGCGGAUUUGGCGAACUUUUGGCGAGUGCUUGAUCAAUUUCCCCGAAAGUCAAGCUACAUUCGAAAGGAAUAAUGUACAAUUUUUCAAAAGCCUGAAGACAAGUUGGAGGUCAUAUUGCGAACGAUGUACGUCACCAAGCUGUUGGAACUCACUUGUCCGCUCCAGUAUAAAAAUUUGCCGAUUCACGAAGCAGAAUUUCUUGGCCGUAUACUCGUAAAGAUCUUACUCGGAAUCAAGAACAAUUACUUCUCGUACGAUUGCGUCGUCUUGAAGUCGAAUGGCCAGUUUGAAGCGAAGAAACCCGUUGGGGCCGCGUUGAGUUUAACGAGGUCUUUCAUCAAUCAUUCGUGUCUGCCAAAUGCUUGCGUUUUCUGGGGCAAAGGUCGAUCAACCUUGGUGGCCCUGAGGCCUAUUCAUGUCGGAGAGGAGAUCACUAUUUCAUACAUCGACACAGAUUUGAAGGAAACUACGGAAGAACGGCGGGGGAAAAUCGCAAACCUGUUCGGAUUCAAAUGCGAGUGCAUGUGGUGCAUUUCGUCAAACACCAGCCCUGAGGUCAUGUUCCAAACGGAGCCCAACCCGGUAGCCUUCCUGUGUCCGCGUGUACCGUGCAUGGGUGUGAUUCGACGACGAUUAGAAACGUGUCCGAAGUGCGGCGAAGAUCUAGGAGAAUCGUUUUUCAGCAUUCUGCAGUCCAUGACAGGAUUAGCACAGGCCAUUCAGGGAAUAACUGAGAAGCAUAGUUAUUCCAUGGGUCGUGUCAAAUUGAUGACUGGUUUGCAAGUGUUGGGCAACUUUCGAUGGAUGCCGUGUCAAGUGAUUGGAUUAUUCGCUCAAAGUUUACUCGCGUUACGGUUUUGCCUUGAAAUUGAACGUGGAGACAAGGUCUCGAGUGUUGCGUUUGCUUCUUGAAAAUUAUCUUGUACCGUUGAACAAAGAUCUGGGAGAUAUUAUGAGUA